This is a messenger RNA of Exophiala viscosa, 2301 nucleotides long. RefSeq names its product DHHC palmitoyltransferase-domain-containing protein. Gene Ontology annotation, molecular function: protein-cysteine S-palmitoyltransferase activity. Lineage: Eukaryota; Fungi; Ascomycota; Eurotiomycetes; Chaetothyriales; Herpotrichiellaceae. Gene Ontology annotation, biological process: protein targeting to membrane; peptidyl-L-cysteine S-palmitoylation. The transcript is spliced from 3 exons. The record is from RefSeq and is a predicted model, not a curated record. The coding region runs from base 395 to 2233 and encodes 612 amino acids. Gene Ontology annotation, cellular component: endoplasmic reticulum; Golgi apparatus.
ACGCAUUCCAAUUGGUUCAGGCAGUCACUAGACCCCUAACGUCUACUAGUAGACUGUGUAGAGUUGCGUACCUGUUUCCUUCAUUUCGUCUUUCGCGACAGCCUCACUUUGAUUGCUUCAUGCUUCACCUCUGCCGUUAUGGCUGAUCCCCUCAUUCCAGACUUGUUACUGCGCCCUUGAUAUCGGGACGUCUUUUCCGGUUGCUUGUUCUUCUUGACCGUCAAUUCUUCAGCAAUUCACUUGGACUGUUUACGCUUCAUGAAUUUGUAAACCUAAUUUCACAGUCUCCAGAUCCUGCGGCAUCAACCCUGUCAUACACUCUUUCGAUAUGCACCUGACGUCGCACGGCUGACGCGAAUCUGCUGUACUUGCUAGACCUACUGAAGGCGAUCAAAUGGCUGCAAGACCAAUGACUGCGCGCAGCGAAAUAUCGUCCGCCAUAUCCGACGAUGGCUUCAGCUCGCGACCGCAGUCAGGCGUCAACCCUCUUCCAGCACUACCGAACCCUCCCACUUCGCAACAUGGCUAUGCUCACCUAAGGGGCAUAACACAACCGGCAAACCGUUCAGCCAGGAGUAAUCCUGCGCCACCCAGCACGGCCGGUUCAAGUAGACCGCAAAGCCCCGUCAGUCAGGGCAGUCGCACUCAUGUACCGUCCUUGACUGCACAAGGCUUCUUCAGGCCGAUGAGCUCUCAAGAAUUGCAGGCGCAACGUCUAAAAAACUCAUUAGGGACAAGAAACAUGCAGACCCCGGCACCAAUCCCCGAUACAGAUCACGAGGAAGACGCCCGAAGCGAUGCUCGGAGCCUUGCGUCCAGUAGACAGGGACCCUUCUACGCAAUGCCGAAGAACCACCGUCCAGCGCCGUCUAUCACAACAGAGUAUACUCAAUCAGAGGCGCCCGAGACCGUUGAUGCGCCACACCCAGACUUUGCUUCACACCACGAGGGAGAGACCGAGCUCGUACCUGAGCCUAAUGCGCAGGGUCAACAACGCCCUGCUCGACUCAAUAUAGCGAGCACUCUCAAAGUGGGUGAUACUCCACAAAGAUCACCGCUCUCGCUCCGGUCAGGGUUUAGUCUAGGAAACAAGCACCGCUCAGAAGGUGGUCACCAACCUCUCUCUUCGAAUACCACAUCACCACAAUUUUCUCCCAACCAAGAUGUACAAGUGGCUAAGAAAAGCGCCCUGGGCAAGAAUCAUGAAUACUUCGAGGGCAACACGAUAUUCUGGUGGGGUGGGCGACUGCAGAAUGCUCGGGAUCGGCCCAUCAACGUGGUCACUGGUGCGAUCGUAGUCCUUCCAGCGAUUCUAUUUUUCGUGUUUUCAGCCUCAUGGUUAUGGCACCAUGUAUCGCCGGCGAUACCCAUCAUCUUCGCUUAUCUCUUUUUCGUUUGUUUUUCCUCCUUCGUUCAUGCAUCGCUCGUCGACCCUGGGAUUUUCCCUCGAAACCUACAUGCAUUUCCACCCACCGCGGACGAUGAUCCGUUGACCCUAGGAUGGCCUACCAACGACUGGGUCAUGGUCAAACUGGCCACAUCAACCACAGCCGCCAUGGAUGUUCCAGUCAAGUAUUGCAAGACCUGCAAUAUCUGGCGUCCAGCACGGUGCUAUCAUUGCCGAGUUUGUGAUAACUGCGUCGAAACUCUGGACCAUCACUGCGUAUGGAUCAACAAUUGCGUGGGAAGACGCAACUAUCGCUACUUUUUCACCUUCGUUAGCACAGCCACAGUCCUGGGUCUCUUUCUGGCAUUUGCUUCUCUAGGGCAAGUGAUUGCCUACCAUAAACAGAGGCAUGUGUCGUUUUCAACCGCCAUCAACAGAAACCGGGUACCGUUCGCCAUGUUCAUCUAUGGGCUGUUGGCGUCUGGGUAUCCAUGUGCAUUGUGGAUAUACCACAUGUUACUUGUUGGCAAGGGCGAGACAACCAGAGAAUAUCUUGCAUCUCGCAGGUUUCCAAAAGCCGAACGGCAUCGACCUUUCACCCAGGGCAACUUUUUCAAGAAUUGGAUUGCUGUUCUGGCCCGACCAAAACCCCCAACAUACCUCCAUUUCAAGAAGCGAUAUGAAGAAGGGGAUCAGCGCUUUGGCACAAGGAAAGGACAAAGACAAGCCAAGUUGAAUGGCGAGACGCAGAAUGGAGGUAUGGAGAUGAAGCCAGUGCAAGGAACUCAGAAGUCGUUUGAGGGGCCGACAGGAAAUAUCCAAAAGACAGAGACCUCUGCAAGAUGAGUGUACGAUACUAGGCUUAAUUAGAAGCACAAUGUAUAUCAACCAGAGAACAAUGGAGAACUGUUAAU